AUGGACAACUUGGGUUCUGUGUAUAUAUAUAAUUUUCCAUGUUCUGUACGUUUCGAAGAAGAAAUGCCUUCUAGCGAACUAUAUGUCGGAAAUUUAGAUCCUAAUACAACUACACAAGAAUUAAAAGAAAUAUUUGGAAGAUACGGUGGAGUUGUACGAUGUGAUGUUAAAUUCGGUGGGUCUGCCUAUUCAGCUGCGUUUGGAUUUGUUGGUUUUGAUUUCAGCGAUGAUGCCGAGCGUGCUCAACGCAAAGAGCAUGGACGAAGUCACCGUGGUCGACGUUUAAUUGUUGAAUUUGCUAAAACAACACCUGGUCAAGGACGACGAGGAAGAUUUACAGGCAGCGAUAAUAGAAUUCGUGAUCGCUCAAGGUCUCGAGAACGUGAUGAUGAUAAUUCAAGAGGAGGAUACAAAAGAAGACGCUCACCAUCGUAUAGUCGACGUUCCAGAGAUCGUGAUAACGACCGUGAUCGAGAUCAUGAUUCAGAUAGAGAUUCAGAUCGCAAUCAACGUACUAACAAUACAAACUCAUCCCGUUCAAAUCGUGGUGGUACAAAUCGUUCACGUUCGAGAGACAGAAGUGAUAAAGAUCGUUCUCGAUCAAGAGAUAGACGAGGAAAUAAUCGAUCAUCACGUAGUUCAUCACGUCGAUAA
This is a messenger RNA of Didymodactylos carnosus, 654 nucleotides long. NCBI's taxonomy places the organism in Eukaryota, Metazoa, Rotifera, Eurotatoria, Philodinida, Philodinidae. The record is from the annotation of a GenBank genome assembly.